Messenger RNA from Penaeus monodon (black tiger shrimp), 488 nucleotides. Its product is annotated as exocyst complex component 3-like. Gene Ontology annotation, biological process: exocyst localization; exocytosis. Gene Ontology annotation, molecular function: SNARE binding. NCBI's taxonomy places the organism in Eukaryota, Metazoa, Arthropoda, Malacostraca, Decapoda, Penaeidae. Gene Ontology annotation, cellular component: exocyst. The record is from RefSeq and is a predicted model, not a curated record.
AUGCGCCGAGGUAAGGCUACCCAAGGAGGACUACUCAGAGAACUACCCAGGGACUACCCAGGAGACUACUCAAGAGGCUACCCACAACGGCUUGAAGAUGGGAGAUUGCUAGAGACUGCAGAAGGGUUAGAGGUUAAAGAUGAGAUAAAUUGUAAUACCACUCGUUUUUUGUCUGUAAGAAGUUCUGAGACAAGAGUCCCAAUUUUAGGGAAACAAGUCUGGAUUAUCCUGCAGCGCACACUAAACACUGUCAGAAAGGAACCUACACAGAUUGUUACUGCACUGAGAAUUGUUGAGCGUGAGGAAAUGACUGAUCAGUCGGCUUUGCAGCGCCAGAAGGGAUCAGGGUUCUUGCCUCCCAGGCGCCCAAAGAAGUGGCGGGAGAAGGCAUUUGCAGUCUUAGAGAGUUCUGCAGCUCAGCGUAUUGAGGGAGGACAGUUUGAGGACAGAGAGACAAGUAAAAAUUGGUUGAUUAAGCAUCUGGAGGU